Molecule: messenger RNA, 251 nt
Organism: Symbiodinium sp. CCMP2456
Lineage: Eukaryota; Dinophyceae; Suessiales; Symbiodiniaceae
Source: the annotation of a GenBank genome assembly
GUGCGCUGGCGGGCCUCCCUCAUCGCUUGGGGCAACGAGAAGGGUGUGAAGGUCUACAACACCGCAACCUCUCAGAAGGUCACCUAUGUGCCCCGACCUCCGGGAGGGGGACGCGUGACGGGGCUCCUUUGGAUCUCGGAUGACCAGCUGGCCAUGUCAUGGUCUUCCGUGGUGAAGCUGGCCGUGAUCCUCCCCGCGGAAGGCUCCAACCUGUAUGCCCAGGUGCGGCACGACCUUCCCUCACCGGAUGU